Sphaeroforma arctica JP610 is the source of this 300-nucleotide messenger RNA. RefSeq lists its product as hypothetical. The transcript has 3 exons. The annotation marks the transcript as partial. NCBI's taxonomy places the organism in Eukaryota, Ichthyosporea, Ichthyophonida. The record is from RefSeq and is a predicted model, not a curated record.
AAAACCCAGAGCAACCAGAUGAAGAAUCUCAAUCUGUGUCUGUCCAACGAUCAGGACACACUGCUGUGCUCACCUAGUGUGCGUGAAAUGCCGGAGCCUGCUUUCGCGCAGCUCUUGGCCUUCCCCUUGACAGCUGACAUCAUCUGGGAGAACGCCCCGCUCUCAAAGAGUGUCAAACCUUCUGACACUGACACUGACACUAGCAGUGUCAAAAGUUCUGACACUGCUGACACCCAAACGUCACUCACCUCUGUGGGAAAGUCACGGGCGGCUCACUCAAAGCACUUGUACUACGACUAA